AAAGCGGAAGGUUCGCAGUGCUUCACGAGUCAGUUCAGUGAAGAGUUUCCUUCCAACAAUUUGGAUUAAAAAGAAAAUUGAAAAAAAAAAAUUAAAAAAAGCUCUACUUAGUUAAAUUAUUUUUCUACUCGUGUGAGAGAAAUCGCCAUGAAACGAUUGGUGUUAUUUUUUGCGGCUCUCGUCGCAGUGACAUUGGCCCAACAGCAAUCGGGAAGCACUCCAAUUCCAAUAAUAAGACAAAGUCAAGAAGGCCCCAAUCCAGAUGGCUCCUAUAAAUGGAGUUACGAGGCGGGCAAUGGAAUUGCAGCCGAGGAGGAGGGGCACGUGAAAAAUGCCGGCUCCGAAAAUGAGGCAAUGGAGGCAGUUGGACAAUUUUCCUACACUGACACUGAGGGAAAUAAAAUUCAAUUGGAAUAUAUUGCAAAUGAGGAGGGUUUUCAACCAAAAGGCGCACAUCUACCAACACCGCCGCCAAUUCCACCAGAAAUUCUCAAAGCCCUCGAAUGGAACGCGGCGCAUCCCGAGGAGGAUAAUAUUGAUUCUCCCAAAAAACAAUAAUUUAAACCCCCCCCCACUCCUCCUCCCUCAAAAAUACCCUUUUUCCACUCAAAAAAAAAUUAAAUUAUAUUUAAAAAUAAAA
This is a messenger RNA of Leptopilina heterotoma, 640 nucleotides long. RefSeq names its product endocuticle structural glycoprotein SgAbd-8-like. Gene Ontology annotation, molecular function: structural constituent of chitin-based larval cuticle. The record is from RefSeq and is a predicted model, not a curated record. The coding region runs from base 148 to 558 and encodes 136 amino acids. NCBI's taxonomy places the organism in Eukaryota, Metazoa, Arthropoda, Insecta, Hymenoptera, Figitidae. Gene Ontology annotation, cellular component: chitin-based extracellular matrix. The transcript has 2 exons.